UCACGACGACCACCGCAUCUUCUUCCGCUGCCCCGCGCGACCUCUCCCUAUCCACCCAUGGCCGCCUCCCACUACGCCCUCCUCCACCUCCCCAACCCUCUCCAUUCCCGCCACCUCUUCUUCUCCUCUCCCACCCCCCGCUGCCGCCUCUUCCUCGCCCCCUCCUCCGCCGCCCGUCCCCGCCGCGCCAGCGCGGGCCCACUCGUGUUCGAGACGGAGGAGGAGAGGCCUGGCUCUGGGUGGUCCUCUGCCACCGCGGAUACCCCGCAGUCCGACUACGACGACGAGGAGGAGCAAGGGUGGGCGGGCGGAAAUUCCGCGGGGCGCGGGGAGAGCCACGAGGAGGAUGGCGGCGGGUGGAGGCCGCGGCGGUCGCGGCCGCGCGAGCUCUUCGUCUGCAACCUGCCCCGCCGCUGCGACGUCGACGACCUCUACGAGCUCUUCAGGCCCUACGGCACCGUCCUCUCCGUCGAGAUUUCCCGCGACCCUGAGACUGGACUUAGCCGAGGAUGUGGUUUUGUCACAAUGCGUUCUCUCCCAGAAGCUCGGACAGCCAUGAACGCUCUUGAUGGAUUUGACCUGGAUGGGCGUGAAUUGCUUGUAAAAUUAUCAUCUGAUGUUGUGUCUAAAAGGAGAAAUAUCAACAUGUCUCAUACACCACCUGUGAAGGAUCACAUCUUUGAGAGCCCACACAAGAUCUACAUUGGCAACAUUGCGUGGUCUGUUCAGCCACAAGAAUUGCGAGAGUAUUUCUCUCAGUGCGGAACCGUUGUCAGUACAAGGCUGCUGACAGAUCGCAAAGGAGGGAGAGGCCGAGUUUAUGGAUUCCUCUCAUUUGCUUCAGCUGAAGAAGUUGAAGCUGCAUUGAAGCUUGACAAUACGCAUUUUCAUGGACGAAAUAUCCUUGUUAGGGAAGCUCACGAAGAUCGCCAGGCACCCUGAGCCGUCGAGGAUUGCAUUUUUGUCUGGCUUGUUUGCUGAUUGAGUCCAUCCUUCAGGCACAAUGCUGCACACAAACUAACACGUUCUUAUGUAUGUAUUGAGUAUUUUAGGGACUUGAGCACAACGUGUACUUGCAAUUUUUCUAUCGAUCGCCAGAUAUUUGUUCUACAUGACUUGCUAGCCUGAGAAAAUGCUUAAGAGCGAUUCUUAGCUCCUUUUUGUUCUACCAAGCUUCUGCGUGCAGUCACUUCAGCUGUUGCAUUAUGAAAACUAAUUUGAACAGAAGAGGCAUUACAAAUUUCAGUCUGGAGGAAUUUCUCG
Molecule: messenger RNA, 1263 nt
Organism: Oryza brachyantha (malo sina)
Lineage: Eukaryota; Viridiplantae; Streptophyta; Magnoliopsida; Poales; Poaceae
Product: RNA-binding protein CP29B, chloroplastic
Exons: 4
Coding region: 58-942 (294 amino acids)
Cellular component (GO): cytosol
Molecular function (GO): mRNA binding
Source: RefSeq, a predicted model, not a curated record